Anopheles coustani is the source of this 1033-nucleotide messenger RNA. Its product is annotated as exosome complex component MTR3-like. The record is from RefSeq and is a predicted model, not a curated record. The coding region runs from base 92 to 997 and encodes 301 amino acids. The transcript has 2 exons. Gene Ontology annotation, cellular component: cytoplasmic exosome (RNase complex); nuclear exosome (RNase complex); nucleolus. NCBI's taxonomy places the organism in Eukaryota, Metazoa, Arthropoda, Insecta, Diptera, Culicidae. Gene Ontology annotation, biological process: rRNA catabolic process; nuclear mRNA surveillance; poly(A)-dependent snoRNA 3'-end processing.
ACACCAUUGAACACAUUGUUUUUGGAAAUAUUUAAAAGCGGAAUGUUUUGAUCGUAUUGAGGAAAAAGGUUGAAUUACAGACGGAAUAGCGAUGCCGCAAGAUACAAAGCGAGUAAAUGGACCCGAGCAUUCCACACCGUAUCGUGUCCACUGUCCGGUUAUUGAAGAUGAAACGUAUGAAGAUCGUUUACGUACUGCCUUCGGAAAAGAUGGAAAACGAAAAGAUGGUCGAGGUCUACAAGAAAACCGGAAAUAUUUUGUAAAAGUCGGUGUGGUAUCAUCGGCCAAAGGAUCAGCCUACGUUGAACUUGGGAACACGAAAGCCAUCGUGUCGGUGUUCGAUCCGCGUGAAAUACCGAAGCAAAACAAGUUCUGUGGGCUUGGUGAACUAUAUUGCGAUUUUAAGUUUUCACCAUUUUCUUCCUUGCAACGUAAAACUCCUCAAACUGAUGCACGGGAACGCAGCAUGGCCACCGCAUUAACCAGUGCUCUGAACCCAUCUGUUUGCCGUCACAUGUUUCCGAAUCUGCAGAUCGAUGUGUUCGCCAAUGUUCUUGAAGACGAUGGAUCCGCUCUAGCGGUGGUAAUAACUGCCGCUGGUCUGGCAUUGGCCGAUGCGUGCGUACCAAUGUUCGAUGUAAUAACGGCUAGUACCGUUGGGAUACUUGGAGAUCGGAUUAUAUUGGAUCCGACGGCUGAGGAAGAAAGGUUGUGCAUGGAUGGGUACACGGAGGAUAACCAUGGUUUGGUGAUGCUAGCGAAGCUAUCCACGCUGGAUCAAGUGCCAGACAUACGACAGUACGGAAAUGUGGAAGUAGAAGCUCUGUGGCAGGCUUGUAAAUUGCUGAACGAAGCGUGUGGAGAUCUUGUUCCCAUUGUACAGCAUGUACUGGUCAGUAAAGUAAACAGUCGGCUCCAAGAGAUACAGUUGGAUAGUGAAGGAGAAGACGACCGAGAUGGAAUAGAAAGCGAUAAAGGUUCUAACGAUGAGAGAUGACCGAAAUAAAUGUACACUUUUCAUUCAUAAUUACAA